AGUAUGGCAUCCAUCAGAGACUACAAUGUGGCGGAGCAGUUAAGCAGCAAACUGGAGGAGAUCAGGACCAAACUGCUGGAUCAGGCCAUGGGAGAAGUGCUCAAUGGAAGAGUGACAGAGCUCUGUCAGGAACACAGGCGGUACAUGAAUUCCGUCUUGGGUACUUGUUUUAAGAAAUGCAAGGAGGAUGAAACCAUUUUUGACAUGAUAAAAACAUACAAAGAAGAUUUGAAAGAGAAAACAUCUUUACAGAAAGAGAAGAGUGCUGAACAUCUUGAGGUUGUGUCGGAGAUUGAAGACAAAGAGCAUCACAAAGCGCUCUUAUUCCAGAGAAUCGAGAAGCUCAAGAAGGAUCAGGCCAAAAACCGGGAAUUGAUUCAGUCACAAAAUAAAGCCAACAAGGACAGACUGAAGAAGCUGAACAAAUGUAAAGACAUCUUUCAGAAGCCCCUCAGUCUUGAGAUAAAAAAAAUCGAAGGUGAGAAGCUGCAGUUUGUCUUCAGGAACAUCAGUCAUAAAGAUCCAGACAUGGCCCAUACAUUCCUCCUACAGCUGGAUGCAGAGGACGUUUACCACAUCAUCUCCUCUGACCCUCCACUGGAGAAAAUAUCACAUCUAGAGCGCAGACUGCAGGAGACCAACAACUUUUCUGCUUUCCUUGCUAACAUCCGGAGAGAGUUUGUGGCACUUCACAGUGGUGCGAAGACAGCCUGACUGACGAACAAAAGCUGAUUUUUCAUUUCAGAUGCAUUUGAAACAAACGCACGAGUGAAUCAUCAGUGACUUUUCCAUCACAUGCUCUUUUGAAGCUAAGCUUCAGAGGACUUCAUCUCAGUGAA
Sinocyclocheilus rhinocerous is the source of this 839-nucleotide messenger RNA. Its product is annotated as kinetochore protein Spc25-like. NCBI's taxonomy places the organism in Eukaryota, Metazoa, Chordata, Actinopteri, Cypriniformes, Cyprinidae. The transcript has 7 exons. Gene Ontology annotation, cellular component: Ndc80 complex. Gene Ontology annotation, biological process: chromosome segregation. The record is from RefSeq and is a predicted model, not a curated record. The coding region runs from base 4 to 714 and encodes 236 amino acids.